GCCGUUUGUAUCUCCCACCAACCGGAGGCAUCUCGUUGUGGAGCGUGACCGGAGGAGGUGGGAGCGGAGGACCCGCGCCUUCUCCUUGCUACUUGGGGUCGUGGCCUUGCUCCCGCCGUGCGAGGCAAGCGUCCGGGUACGUCCACGCGCGUGUGUGCGCGUGGAGCCUGAAGUGCUCCGGGGUCCGCGCUAGGGCUCUGCAGGGACAGAAGCAGCCAUGGGCGGGGCCUCCAGCACACGUCGGGUCACCUUCGAGGCGGACGAGAAUGAGAACAUCACCGUGGUGAAGGGCAUCCGGCUUUCGGAAAAUGUGAUUGAUCGUAUGAAGGAAACAUCUCCAUCAGGCUCGAAGUCUCACCGAUAUUCUGGUGCUUAUGGUGCCUCAGUUUCCGAUGAAGAACUGAAGAGAAGAGUAGCCGAGGAGCUGGCUCUGGAGCAAGCCAAGAAAGAGUCUGAAAACCAGAAACGACUAAAGCAAAGCAAAGAACUGGACCGAGAGAGGGCUCUUGCCAAUGAGCAGUUAACCAGAGCUAUUCUCCGCGAGAGGAUAUCGAGUGAGCAGGACCGCACGAAGGCAAAGCACCUGGCGAGGAUGCUGGAAGAGAAAGAUCGAGUGAUCAAGAGGCAGGAUGCAUUCUACAAAGAGCAGCUGGCUAGACUGGAGGAGAGGAGCUCAGAGUUCUACAAAGUCACCACUGAACAAUAUCAGAAAGCUGCUGAGGAGGUGGAAGCAAAGUUCAAGCGGUAUGAGGUUCACCCGGUCUGUGCGGAUCUGCAGGCCAAGAUUCUCCAGUGCUACCGCCAGAACACCCAGCAGACCCUCAGCUGCUCUGCGCUGGCCAGCCAGUACAUGCGCUGUGUCAAUCAGGCCAAACAGAGCAUGAUUGAGAAGGGAGGAUAAAAGCCACUUUCAGAACAAGCAAAACUCCGUCAACGUUGAUUCCAGAGGUGGUGGGACAUAUUUUUUCCUUGUAAGAAAGUAACCUGUUUAGAGAAAAGCCGAUGAAGAGAAGCACUGGGAGCAGAGUGAACAGAAGUGCAUCACAGUUAUUCAACAAGAACGGAAAGCCGAGGCCUAUCUAGAUCAGGAAUCAGCCGCAAAGGACACGCCACAGUGUUAGUAAUGCCGGCUGUGAUGACGAGUGGGCAACCCUUUCUACCUUUCGUACUUUCUGUCCAACUUUCUCUUCUGACCAAGCUCCAUCACUUGGUGAACCUCCACUCCGGCAAAGCUUGCGGGUGGGACCAGGGAUGAGGAGAUGGGAGUGGGGAGGAGAGGGCAGGAUACCUCCAUCCAGGCCCUCGGUGCUGGCGUAGUAUCCAGACUGUGCAUGUUGGGCUUCUGCUUCCUUUCUCCCUUGACUAUAAGAGCUGUUUCAUUUUAACUUAUGACGAUCAUGUAAAGAAGACAAAAAGGAGAGAAAAUGUCCCUCUUUUACUGGAAUAAUGUUUAUGAUUACAAGUGAAAUAAGGCAUUUUUUAUCAACAUAAAGGCAACCUUGGCUUAUACAACUGCUUCUCUAUCGUGAAUACUGACACCUGACUUCACUCACUAUCAAUAAUAAAUUUAUUUUCUGAUGAAGACUGGCAUUGCA
Molecule: messenger RNA, 1595 nt
Organism: Myotis lucifugus (little brown bat)
Lineage: Eukaryota; Metazoa; Chordata; Mammalia; Chiroptera; Vespertilionidae
Gene: CHCHD3
Product: coiled-coil-helix-coiled-coil-helix domain containing 3
Exons: 8
Coding region: 218-901 (227 amino acids)
Biological process (GO): inner mitochondrial membrane organization
Cellular component (GO): MICOS complex; mitochondrion
Source: RefSeq, a predicted model, not a curated record